AGUGGCCUUCUGCUGAUAGUCGUCCUCUCUGCCGGAGUAAAGUCUUCUCUCAGUGGCAGCUCAAAGGAGGGAAAACAAACCAGGAGUUUGGAGAUACAGAGCAGGGAAGGAGAAAGAAGAAAAGACAGAGCUGCCUUCAAACCGCAUUUUCUCCCCAGGCUGUAUGAGGGUUUUAUACAGUCAUGGCAUCAGCAGCUUCACCAAAAAGGAUGGUGUCCUCUGUCUUCAUCACUCUGUCGUCUCCUCACCAAGCCACUGUGACACAGCAGCAGCCCGUCCUCAAAGCUCACGGCGCCCCGGCCAGAGACAAGCAGCAGAGCGCCGUACGAAUCAGCCCAGCUGACAACAUCCCUGCAGUAAGACAUAAGAAAGAGGACCACUCACAGGCUGAGUCUUAUGGCAGCAAAGACAGCAAAGACCGGACUCCUACGACAGCCCCAGCCCAAGCUUCAGAUCUUCAGAGCCCAAAACCUGGCCCCCAGCCUGGACCAAGCAGAGGAAAGCUGCAAGAACACAGCAGAGAUGCUGCAGAGCUCUUCCCGCCUCCUCCUUCUCCUCCCCCUGCUGCUGCACUGCCUUCACCUCUGGAAACAUCAGUCUCUGAAGAACCAGCACUUCCACCGCCUCCUCCUGCCGAGACGCCCCUCUCCCACCCUCUGACCCCAGGCCAGCAGCCAGUUUACAACAGAGAGGUGGAAACAAGUACACCAUCUAGUGGGUUAAAACAAGAUGAACAAUCCCACGGGAUCCAUAAAAAUGGCCAAGACAUGAGCAGUGAGAGUCGAGACGUUUGUGGCUUCUGUCGGAAACCUGUGACUCUCUCUGAACGUGCAAUAGAGGCCUUAAAGAGGACGUACCACGCCGGUUGUUUCCAGUGUCGAUCUUGUCACAUCCCUCUGGGGGGUAAAGAGUUCUACAACAAGGCAGGAAUCCCACUUUGUGAAGACUGCUACCAGGCCAGUCUGGAGCUCUGCUGGGCGUGUGGCGAGGUUAUCAAAGAUUAUGUGAUCCGUGCACUGGAGCGAGCCUACCAUCGUUCUUGUUUCAUCUGUGCGACAUGUAAACAGCACAUCGGAGGGCAAUUUGCUCAGGGAGAGGUCGGAGAAGUUUAUUGCCUCCAGGACUAUUACAGGAAGUAUGCUCCAAAGUGUGACGUCUGCAACCAGCUAAUCAUCCCAAAAGAAGACGGUACUGACAGCUACAACGUCCAAUGCCUGGGACGCUCGUACCACGAGAACUGCUACAGAUGUGAGGUCUGUGCCAUCAAGCUGUCUACAGAACCAAAUGAGCGCGGCUGCUAUCCUCUGAAUGGGAAGCUGCUCUGCAAGCCUUGCCAUGUGAACCUGGUUUCUGGGCAGCACUAACAUUGACCUCACAGCCUGGGAUUAACUACAGCUGAUGGACAAGUGCCACGGGAACCAGCAACAAAAGACGGAAGACUUUAAUUAAGACUGUGGAAUACAAAUGUCUCAUAUUCUCCAAUAGAAAAAAUAAUGACAAUUUCUUUUUCUUCUUUUUUUACAAUAUAUCAUUCCUCCUUUUCUUCUUUUAUACUUGAUAAUUUUGCACUCAGUAAACUUCAAAAUGCACCAAAUAUAUUUAUGCAAAAGCCUUUACAAACACGUACGGCGAGCCUUAUUUGAGUUUCUGUAAAUUUGAAUCAGUAUACUGUUUCUCAAUCACAUUAACCCUUUAUAUACAAAAAUAAAACUUUAUAUUAGAAAAAAAAUGUUUAUAUAAAAGUAAACUAAUAUAUUUUAUCUUGAGGCAGGCUCCAACAUUACACAUACACCAAGUAUUACAAUGUGAUGAAAGAAUAACAAUUUAAGUCACAAUUGUGUGACUGGUAAAAAAAAAUUUGACUACAAACUUUAGAGAUUUCAUAAAAAGUAGUGUGUAACAGAGCACAAUGCACAUGUUAAACAGAAAUAGACUGCUUUAAUGAUGUGGUUGUAUUCAUAUUUUUAACACUUUUUUUGCCUAAUAGAACUAUUCACAUUGAUUUGAAAUUUACAAUAUUAAAGAGGACAUAUUAUGCUUAUUUUCAUUUGUUUUUUUGAUUUAUACUAGAACAUGUUUACAUGCUUUAAAAUAAAAAAUACUGUAUAUGUCUCUGUCUCUGUCUUAGUGCCCAACCAAAUCUGCUGUGAUUGAUUUGUGAGAAAAAUAUCUUUACUUUUGCAUAAUUCUCCAGUCAAUGGCGGAAAUAUUCAGAUGUUCAAAUGUGUUAAAAUGCUGAAAAAGUGAGUUUUCAUAAUAUGUCCCCUUUAAAGUCUUAUUCAAAUCCCAUCUGAAUUAUUUUUGUUAUUUAUACUCUCAACAUGACAUGUUUGUGGGAUUAUAUUUCUUUGUAUCAGAAUUAAACAUUUAUUAAGACAUUUUCUGGAAAAAGUGAUUUGUAAUUUAUGUUUUUACUAGUCACACUCACACAAUAUUACAAUAGUGGUUUGCCACCAUUUUCUUAUCUGCCUUUUAAAGUGAGAUUAUGACUUUUCUUUCAUGAAUCUAAUUAAAAGCUUAACAGUCUGAUUCAAGCAGUUUAAAAAGAAAACAACUCUGCUGAAAUCACAGUUCCAAACACUGUGGCUGACCUGGACAUAAAUCUGAUAAUGGCAGGCAUAUCUCAACACUCUACAUGUCUGACUAGGACAUUUAUGAUGCACAUUAUUCUCUAUUUUAUAGAUUUAACCGAAAAUGAAUUUAUUGAAAAAAGAGUGAAAUAAUUACAAUAUUGA
Messenger RNA from Centropristis striata (black sea bass), 2735 nucleotides. It is a transcript of the gene fblim1, whose product is annotated as filamin binding LIM protein 1. The record is from RefSeq and is a predicted model, not a curated record. Bases 183 to 1364 code for a protein of 393 amino acids. The transcript is spliced from 8 exons. Gene Ontology annotation, cellular component: focal adhesion; stress fiber. Gene Ontology annotation, molecular function: filamin binding. NCBI's taxonomy places the organism in Eukaryota, Metazoa, Chordata, Actinopteri, Perciformes, Serranidae. Gene Ontology annotation, biological process: cell-cell adhesion.